AGGUACCAGCACAUCUGAAAUGUGAUCAUUUUCUUUUUUCUCUUUGAGAGUUAGUUGUUCUGAAAUUUAUAAAAAAGAACAACAAAACUCACAUCAUAUACUAAGUUGUAUCAAUUUUAUUUUAUAGCUUCUGAUAGCUCAGGGUUUUAUUAGUGUAACCAGGUAAUAUAAGAGUUCAUAAUUUUGUGUUAAUUGGUCCUCUGUAUCCAUUAAAUUAUCAUUUUCUAAUCGGAGCUCUUUUCAAGAUUUAAAUUACGCUCUUAGGCUCUGCCCUUUUGUGAGAAUAUACGCAUUUAAUAUCUAAAAUUUGCAUUCAACGUAUUACUUGUAAACGCAAGUUAUCAUAAUGUCUAAUUUUGACUCUCCCUUAUUUGCUGCUGUAGAGAGCAAUAACAUAUCUUUACUGAGCACCAUUAUGCAAAAUAAAAUCAUUGACAUGAAUGAGCUCAAUUCAUGUGGCAAAACAACACUACACAUCGCAGUUGAAAAAGGAUUUGUAGAAUUAACAAAAAAGCUCAUAGAAGUGAAUUCUAAUAUUAAUGCACUGACGCCUGAUGAGAAAACACCUCUUGUAAUAGCAGCUGAGGGUGGUAAUGUUGCAUUGGUUAAACUACUAUUGGAACAACCUAAUUUAGAUGUAAGUAGGCUUCAACAUGGUAAAACACCUUUACACAUAGCUUGUGAAAAAGGUCAUACCAACAUUGUAAAAGUUCUGUUGGCGGAUAAUCGCUGCUCACAUUAUAUUAACACAUAUUUCAAUGGGAAAGCCCCAAUACACAUUGCCUCUGAGUAUGGUCAAACGGAAAUCCUAUCCAAUUUACUGGAGAAGGAACUUGAUGUCAAUGCUGUUGAUGACGAUGGCUGCACAUCACUCUGGAUUGCAAUAGAAAAGAAUCAAGAGAAAUGUGCGCAAAUCUUGCUCAAAGAUGAGAGAGUUGAUGUUAAAACCCGCCAUUUUAGUCAAACACCUUUAGAGCGUGCUCUGAAGGAGAAAAAUACAAACAUAUCCAAGUUAAUCAUUGACAGAGUUGGUGAUAUUGAUAUUACUGAUGAAGGUGGAUUAAAUCCUUUACAUCGUGCUGUAGAUGAAGGAAUGCUAGAUGUUGUUGAUUACCUGAUUAAGAAAGGAGCAAAUAUCCAAAGUAAAACUAAGAAUGGUAACACGCCUUUGCACAUUGCUGCAAUGGAUGGGCAUACAGAAGUAGCUGAACUUCUUGUAGAAAAUGGUGCUGAUAUCCAUGCAAGAAGUGAAAAUUAUCACAAUUGCACACCACUUCAAUUCGCUGUAGUAUGCUCAAAACUGGAAGUUGCAAAGUUUCUAAUUUCUGUGGGCUCGGACAUAAAUGCUUAUUACCCUCAUGCUCAUUAUGCAAUGGAUAGAGGAGGAACUCUAUUACAUUGGGCAUCACGGAAUAUUGGCGAAGAAGAAUUAAUAAGAUUUUUAGUAGAGAAUGGAGCGGAUGUAAAUGCCACCGAAAAGGAUGGAAGAACACCCCUGUGUUUGCUGGUGAAGCAUAAUCUUUCUCGUUCUCUUGAUACAAUGAGGUACCUUAUAGAGAAGGGAGCUACUCUUAACAAUGCCCGAGGUGGCACCCCGCUCUAUUGGGCUAUUCGCGAGGAUUAUGGUGGAGUCGAUCCCAAGGCAGCCGAUUUUCUCAUAGAAAUGGGAACUGAUGUCAACAGCUGUAUUGACUACCAUGGAUAUGAGUGCGAUCAAAUGAGAACUGCUUUACACUUGGCCAGACAUUUAUCUACCGUGAAUCUCCUCAUAGAUAAAGGUGCGAAUGUCAAUGCAAUGGACAAGUCACGAAAUACACCUUUGCACUCAGCUUGGACCCCAUCCAUUGCAAAAUGCCUCAUACAACAUGGAGCAGAAGUUAAUGCCUCAAACGAAUCGGGGGAUACACCCCUACAUUUUGUACAGAAUUUCCACACAGCAAAAAUUCUCACCAAGGAAGGUGCAAAUGUCAAUGCAUCUAAUAACGAGGGUUGCACACCAUUACAUACUGCUCGAAACGCAGCCAUAGCAAAACUGCUCCUAGAAAAGGGAGCAGAAUUGAAGGCAGUCUCGAAGGAUGGAAAAUCUGUUCUGCACACUGCAGCUGAGGGUGAAUUUGAGGGUGUGCCAGGCGUGGUUGAGUUUUUUUUGCAAAACGGUAUUGAUGUUGAUACCGUCGAUAACUACGGCAAUACUCCUUUGCACCUUUGUGGAAUAUCCUCCAAUAUUCCAGCUGCAACCGUAUUAUUGAAUAAUGGAGCUAAAAUCAAUGUACGUAACAAAUCAAACAAGAGACCCAUAGAGAUCGAUCGAUAUCCUGACUCAGUAAAUUAUCUUCUUAGCAGGAAGCUGAGUGCAGUGGAUCAAAUUUUUACCGCAGUUAUUGAUAAUGAGGGCAUCGAAAAAGUGAAAGGCUUACUUCAAACAGUUGAAGCUGUCAACCUGAAACAAGAAGAUAGUCAACUUACUCUUCUACAUCAUGCUGUGAAGCAAAAUAAUAAAACAAUUCUACGAUUUCUUUUACAAGAAAAAAUUACCCCAAGAAGCACUAACCGAAUUUUCCCUCGACUGUUCAAAAGAGGAGCUCCAAGGAGUGGUGAACCUCACAUCUCUCGUAUUUUGGAAAAAAUUAAUGUAAAUCCUCCCUGCAAGAAUAACUGGACUCCUUUGCAUUAUGCUGCUAAAGGAGAUGACCCAGAGAGCGUAACUCUACUCCUUCAGUGCGGGGCAGCAUAUGAAGCUAAGACAAAAGAGGGUAAGACACCCUUGGAUCUAGCAGAGUGUAACUCCAUCAGAGAAAUUUUGACAAUGGCAGAUGAACUUUUUGAAGCUGUGAAAAAAGGGAAACAAGAUCUCGUCAGUGAACUCGUAAAAAAGAAUAAUGGUAUUGUAAAUGCUGUCGACAGUAAUGGUUGCAGUCCUUUAUACUUUGCAGUAAGUAAUGCCCUCAAAGACAUAACAUCAUUACUUUUAGAAAAUGGUGCAAAUGUGGCUCAAGUGACCAAUUCAGGUAGCACACUACUUCAUAUAGCUGCUGCGAAGGGUGAUGCGGAAUUAACAGAUACUAUCUUCAAACAUGCUGAGAAGAAUGGCAGAGCAAAUGUUUUUGUUAAUGCCAAGGGAGAAAAUGGAACCACAGCUCUUCAUAUUGCUGCUCAGAAUGGAUCAGUAGAGAUGACAAAAGCUCUACUGAAACAUGGAGCCAUGUAUAACGCCAGAAACAAAGAAAAUAAAAAACCCUCCGCUCUUUCAAGGAAGGAGGAUGUCACCAGCAUUCUAAACUUGGUAGAAGAAUCAUUCAAAGCUGGGGAAGAAAAUACCGUGGAGCUGUUGAGCAGAUUACGGGAAAUGGAACUUGAUGAAUUUUUCGCUGUGACAAAUGCUCAGGAUUAUUACGGACAAACCCUACUGGAUUAUAUUCGUAAUAAUGGGCACCCAUUUGCAGGCAGUGAAUUUUCAGAAAUUAAGAAGUCCAAGGAUAGAGAACUUUUGUUGCAGACGAACCCAUGUUAUUAUUCUCAACCCCCUGUUUAUUCACAAGAAGAACUUGAUGAUAUAGAUUUAGGUUUUGGGUUAUUUGAUGGUUGAUUUUAGGAUAGACUCACGAUUUCCUCUGAAAAUUUCAGUUUUUUAAUGUAUUUCUUUGAUAGAAUUUACAUGUCAUGAUCAUCAGGGUAUUUUCAUUGAAAGCAGAAUUCCAUAUUCCGCAAACGUUUUGCAAUUUUUUGUAUGACAUUUUAAAUGAAAAGCAUUUUUUUGGAGCAUUAAGUGCACUUUACGUGUGAGCAAUAAACUUCCACCUAAUACAUGUACUAAACAUGGUAAUUCAAGUACUAAACAUACGGUAAUUUGCCAGGACAACAUACCUCUUUUAAGUCGAUCAACUGACAGAUUGCAGAUACUCGUAGAAAAGAAAUGAUUAUUCAUCUUCUCAUCCUAGCAACAGUUCAAGAAGCCAUCUGUAUGUGUCACCCUACAUUUUCGUAAACACCAUACAGUAUUCUCCUCAUCUGUGUAAUUAAUAUUGAACAUCACUGGUCGGGACGGAUCUAUCUACGAAAGACCUAAAAAGCUUACUAUUUUUACGGUAAAUAGACCUUCUCUGCAUGCUGACCUCAAAUUAUGGCUCGAUGUGGCUUUUGUUCUUUAUAUCUUUAUAAAACAGGAAGUUCUAAGAUCACUAGCCACUCUGGGUACAAUUUUCUAGAAAGAAGUUCUGAAAGGGAUCUUUUUACCCUCGUCAAGUUUACUGCUGUCGCUCUGCUGAAAUUCUUAAACCCACGGUUUUAAGAAUUUUUUUUCAUUUUGUUCCUCUCUUAUUAUUGUCGCACAAGAUGGUUUCAAAAUUUCCAAGCUGGUCAAAUACGUCAAUCAUGACUUCCUUAACUCGAACAUAUGUGUAGGUCAUACUAAGUAAGAAUUCAUCUCCGAACAUCCCUUUCUAACGGUCUGUUAGAAUAGGUCUUAUUUCUACCGCUGCAGAAGCCGUAUCAUUAUCACAUUUUCCCCCUCAAAAAACCUUAUUAGUUAUGAAAUUUGUAUUGUCUUUUUUCAUUCAUUAUUGAUAUGAAUUUAUUUUUUAUUUAUUUCUUUAUUUUACAGUUGGCAAGCCCCACUACACCAAAAAAAGGUAAUUGCAACAUUACAAUAAAACAGCAAAUAGAAUUGCUGCAUUACAGCAAAAUAAAUUAACUUAUUAAAUUGUCAUAAGUACGUUCUUUUGUCUGCUCCUGAUUAGUUUCUCAAAUCC
Molecule: messenger RNA, 4748 nt
Organism: Bemisia tabaci
Lineage: Eukaryota; Metazoa; Arthropoda; Insecta; Hemiptera; Aleyrodidae
Source: RefSeq, a predicted model, not a curated record